Molecule: messenger RNA, 2274 nt
Organism: Enterobius vermicularis (human pinworm)
Lineage: Eukaryota; Metazoa; Nematoda; Chromadorea; Rhabditida; Oxyuridae
Source: the annotation of a GenBank genome assembly
AUGGAAUUGAUUGUUGCGAAACCAGCAGUUGAGGCAUCUUCAACAACGCUUGCAGAAACAGAAGAUAGCAUUGCAACGGUAUGCAAGCAUAAGACUAAAAAAAGUUUGUUCAAAAUAGCUGACUUCAGAAAGAAAGUAAGAGCUAGGAAGAAUUCUUUUAAAGAAUUAUGCGACGAAUGUUUGCUGAAUGACCCUAAUUCUACAAAUAGUGCGCAAUGGCUUUGUGUCACUUGCGCUUUUCUUGGAUGCGAGAAAGAAGGACAUACAUGGAAACAUUUUCAGGCUGAUCGGACUGGAUCUGAGCAUACCCUUUUUUUUUCAUUAGAUACGAAGAAGUUUCGGUGCAUUGCUUGUAAUAAAGAUAUGGAUCCUUCUGAGGAAACUGCUGGACCAAUGAAAGCUUACCUUAACGAUUACACCUCGUUUCAAAAAACCAUUGAACGCGCUGCAAAUGCAGCUCGUAAUGCUGCAUUAUCCAAAAAAAGUUCUUUCAAAGUUGAAACUUCGAAGGAAGAUGGAAAAGAUCUCAAGAAAGAAAGGGAAUAUCAAGAACCGGAAAACUCCAGAAUGAAUCAGAUGAAGGGAAAAAAAUUGGAGCGUAAUUUGCCUGGAGACACAAGUGGUAAAAAAGUUGUUUACAAACGAGUUCCAGCUGUGAAGGGCUUGGCAAAUCUUGGAAAUACUUGUUUUUUUAAUUCGACUAUGCAGUGCUUGGUGCACACUUAUACAUUAGGCCACUAUGUUAAUUAUGUUGGUACACUUCAAGAGGUUGAAGUUGGUGGAGGUGAAGUUGCUGUCGGGGAACGACAAGUCCAGGUGCCUCAUGCAAAAUUAAAACUAGAAGAAUUUUUUGGGCCGCUGAAUGACUGUUUAGCUCAUUUCAUUCGCUCUUUCGCUGGUGGCGAAGAUUUACACCCUUCAAGGCUCUUUAGCGAGAUAGCGAAAAAGGCACCUCGUUUCCGCGGUUGGGCUCAGCAAGAUGCACAUGAGCUCUUAAGGUACCUUAUGGACGGAUUACGUUCUGAGGAACUACAGCGGUACAAGAAUGCUAUUUCUCUCCACUUGAAGAUUCCCAGGGCGGCAUCUUCAAAACCUGUAGAUCCUGAAUUAUCUUACCAAACGAAGGGUAUGCUUAAGGCUUGCGGCAGACCACUUUUAGACGCUAUUUUUGGUGGAACUCUUCUGCAGGCUAUCAAAUGCCUGAAAUGUGGACACUUAUCGUGUAUUUACGAGGAGUUUCUUGACCUUUCUAUCCCAAUUCCUUCAGUUAGUUCUUCUAAAUUUUUGAAUGGAGCGCUGAAGAUUUCUAAAUCUUCAUCCAGUGAGAUUAGCAAGCAUCAAAAGAAGAAAGAAAGGGCACUUGAAAAGAAGGUAAUCUCCGUGCCUCUCUUAUGCGGCGGUUUUGUUCGGUUAAGACGGAAAUCGAGAAGGGAUAGUGCUUCAUCUAGCCGAGGAGAUACUCCAGAAGGAGACGUUAAUAGUGGAGCUAGCGUAUCAGUUGUGCACAGCGAAAGCGAUGUGGAAGAGGGGGAAGAAGUAGAUCAAAACGAUAACGAGUUGGAGUUAGAAAAAUUGCAUAUUACCGAAAAAGACCCUGAAGAAUGUUUACAGACUUUGGGAGAUGGGAUGGAGGAAAGUGGUGAACGGUCAUUAUAUUCGUGCCUAUCUGCUUUUACUGCGAAAGAAACGCUUUCUUAUCCUAAUGCUUACGAAUGUGAAAAAUGUUGUUUGCCUCAAAACAAAAAAUUGAGGAACGGAAUGAAGAAAGUUACGGUGGACGCAGAAAAGCGAUAUUUUAUUUACGAACCGCCUACAGUGUUAACGUUACAUCUUAAACGUUUUGAGCAGCAUCAUUAUCCUAAUGGGCGCGUUUCAACAAGCAAAGUUCGUGGCCAUGUUGCGUUUCCGUUCGUAUUAAAUAUAGCACCUUUCUGUACUAAAAUAGUCAAGAGGGUAAGUGAAAGUUCACGGAAAGUUGUUUAUGCGUUGUAUGGCAUUGUUUCCCACUCAGGAGACCUUUCGGGUGGUCAUUAUGUUGCAUACGUUCGCAGCCGUGUUAGUUCUCCGGCAACAAACAAGUUUUUCUUCGAAGCAGCUAAGAACUUGAUUCCUGAAAAUAUUAAAAUUGAAAACCUGGAAAAUAUAAAUGACAGUGAAAACGUGGAAGAAGACGGUGAGUGGUUUUAUGUGAGUGACAGUCGAGUAUGUGCGGUUAAUGAAGCAAAAGUAUUGGAAGCUGAAGCCUAUAUCCUUUUUUAUGAAAGGAUAGCGUAG